AAAAACCACUAAAGUAAAAAACAUGAUUACCAUCGUCACUUAUACUGCACAUCCACCGGUCCGCAACAUAGAUGUUAAAAAUGGUGGCGUUGUGCAUUCUCCUCCUGUUCACCGGCAUCGUCCAACUCGUCCACACUCUCCCGGCUCCCAAUGUACAGUACGGCCGCAGCGAUGGGAAGAAGGGGUCAUCAGUCCCAAAAUCCUGCUGAUCACCAUGUUUGAUAAGGAAGCUGAUAUCUGGCUGAAAUCGGACUACAAAAUAACCGCGGUGAAUGUGACCAUGCCAGGAUUAGCGUCGCGCUAUCCCGCGGUCAACUGCGAUGCCGCCGGGAAUAUCUGUCACAUCACCACCGACGAAGGGGAGAUCAACGCCGCCCUCACCCUUACCGCGCUAGUGGAUUCAACGUUUUUUGACUUCAAAAAGACGUAUUUUUUCAUUACCGGCAUUGCCGGCAUCAACCCGGAUGUGGCGUCACUGGGAUCGGCGACCUUUGCCAAAUACGCCGUGCAAGUGGAUUUGAACUAUGAAUUUUUUCAUGGAGAUUAUCCUGCGGACUGGCCGGUGGGGUACGUACCCCUGGGCGCCAAGAAACCCAACGUGAUGCCGGUGUGGUUCUACGGUACCGAAUUGUACGAGUUAAACGAGGCGUUACGGGACCGUGCAGUGGCCGCUGCGGCCACAGCCAAACUGACCGAUCACGACAGUAUUAAAAAGUACCGUCAGCAGUGGCGGCAGCGGGUGGCCCAGCAGCCGCCCGGGGUGGUGAAGUGCGACACUGCCACCGCGAAUAUUUAUUGGAAGGGAAAAGUGCUGGGGGAUUAUUUCGCCAAUUAUACGACAAUUGUUACCGAGGGGCGGGGCCGGUACUGUACCACACAGCAGGAGGACAAUGCGUCGCUGGGAGCGUUGAUUCGGGGAGCGGCGCGUGGGGUGCUGGAUUUCGGGAGGAUUAUCAUCUUGCGAACGGGAGCGGAUUUUGAUCGGCCGGCGCCGGGGAUGACGGCCGUUGAGCAGUUGCUGGGCGAACGAGGUUCGCAUGGCGGCUCCAUGGCGCUGACCAAUAUGUUGUUGGCUGGGAAGCCGGUGGUGGAUGAUAUUAUCAGGAACUGGGAUAAGGUGUUUGCAAGGGGAAUAACUGCCAAGAACUACUUGGGUGAUGUGUUUAAUACGCUUAAUGACCCUAAACCAGAUUCGAAAUUCAUAAAGGGAUACGAAGGCUAACAAAUCGACGGAACUGGAUACCAAAAUGCUCAACAAACUCCAAUUACACAACUGGGAAUUGUUGAUGGGUAGCUGCAUGCAGCUUUCUCAAGGAACAUUUACCGAAUGCACGCAUUUUAAAUUUUCUCCUUUGGACUCUGUCGUAUAAUUUAGUUUAAAGAUUUACGUACCCCGAACCUUAACCUUGUCCGAAAACUUGCCAUAGCUCGAUGUGUUUAAUUUUGAAGUGUACGGUUGUAGCGGUAAUGCAGGCUUUUUCGAUGAGGUGAAAGUGAGUCGUACCGUGAAACAGAUGGAACACCAAUAAUAAUUAUUUUAUGACCACAUUUAUUGCUUUAAUUUUGC
Molecule: messenger RNA, 1567 nt
Organism: Paramacrobiotus metropolitanus
Lineage: Eukaryota; Metazoa; Tardigrada; Eutardigrada; Parachela; Macrobiotidae
Exons: 2
Coding region: 23-1222 (399 amino acids)
Biological process (GO): transmembrane transport; nucleoside metabolic process
Cellular component (GO): endoplasmic reticulum
Molecular function (GO): catalytic activity
Source: RefSeq, a predicted model, not a curated record